AUGGUGCCCAUCAUUAUUCUGAGCACCUUUUUGCUUCAUUUUACUGUUUCUGUGGCCUCAGAACCGCAGUAUAUCCUAUGGGUCUCCUCGGUGAUACAGAGUCAUUCUACCGAAAAGGCUUGUCUCCACCUUUUAAACCUUAAUGAAUCUGUAUCCUUGAGUGUUGUCUUAGAACAUGAUGGAUACAAUACCACUAUUUUUGACCAGUCUGUGGAAGAGGAUAACUUCUACACUUGUGCAGAUUUCCAGGUUUCUCAGGUGUCCUCUGAGCAAUUGGCUUUUGUGACAUUGUUGGCUAAAGGAAAGACAUUUAAAAUCUCUGAGAGGAGAUCUGUAGUACUCAUUUCAGAGGAGACGGCAACGUUUAUGCAGACAGAUAAGCCCAUCUACAAAUCUGGAGAGAAUGGUAAAUCAAUGUUCAUGUUUCCUUUGUUUCAAAUUCGCAUUGUGACACUGGAUACCAAGUUCAGACCUGUUGAGGAUUUGUAUCCAUUGAUCACACUUCAGGAUCCUCAAAACAAUAGGAUUUUUCAGUGGCAAAAUGUGACCUCUUUUAAAAAUAUUACCCAACUUUCAUUCCAACUGAUUUCAGAACCAAUGUUUGGAGAUUACUCUAUUUUUGUGAAAAGAAAAUCAGGAAAGACAUUGACACACCAAUUUACUGUUGAUAGAUAUGUGUUGCCCAAGUUUGAAGUUAAGGUCAACGCACCACAGACAGUGACGAUUUCAGAUGAUGAAUUCCAAGUGAAUGUAUGUGCUAAGUACACGUAUGGCCAGCCUGUGCAAGGGAAAGCCAAAAUCCGGGUGUGCAGAGAAUUUUUUUCCUCUAGGAAUUGUGAGAACAGCAAUGAAAUAUGUGAACAAUUUAUUGCAGAGUUGGGAAACGGUUGUGUUACUCAAAUUGUUAAUACAAAAGUCUUCCAACUCUACCGUUCAGGAUUUUUCAUGUCAUUUCAUACCACUGUAACGGUUACGGAAUUUGGGACAGGUGUGCAGAUCAGUGAAAAAGCUUCUACUUUUAUCACCCAAUUGCUCGGGAGUGUGAGCUUUGAGAACAUGGAUCCUUUCUAUAGAAGAGGAAUUUCUUAUCUUGGAACUCUUAAAUUUUCCGGUCCUAAUAACAUACCGAUGGUGAACAAGUUAUUGCAAUUGGAGCUCAAUAACAGAUUUAUAGGCAACUACACCACAGAUGAGAAUGGGGAAGCUCUAUUCUCCAUUGACACUUCCGAUAUAUUCGAUCCAGAGUUCAACCUGAAAGCCGCAUAUAUUACUCCUCCAAGCUGCUAUCCUCCCAGUUGGCUAACACCUGAGUAUAUGGAUGCUCAUUUCUCAGUUUCACGCUUUUACUCCCGAACCAGUAGCUUCCUGAAGAUUGUUCCUGAGCCAAAGCAACUUAGAUGCAAUCAGCAGAAAAUUGUUACUGUGCAUUACUCCCUAAAUGGGGAAGCAUAUAGGGAUGAUUCAAAUAUCAAUUUCUUCUACUUGGUAAGUCUCACCAAUGAGCCAGGAAACUUUGGGCACUGUAUCUGUUAGACAUUUCUUAUUUACACAGCCUGGAAAGGAAGCUUCUCAUUCCCAAUCAACAUCACUGCUGAUCUGGCUCCCGUGGCCGUCGUGCUUGUCUACACCCUUCACCCCAGUGGGGAAAUCGUGGCUGACAGUGUGAGAUUCCAGGUUGACAAGUGCUUUAAAAACAAGGUUAGCAUAAAGUUCUCAAAGGACCAGGGGCUACCGGGCUCCAAUACGAGUUUCUAUCUGCAAGCAGCCCCUGACUCAUUCUGUGCACUCCGGGCUGUGGAUAAAAGUGUUCUUCUACUGAAAUCAGAGCAACAGCUGUCAGCUGAAAGUGUGUACAGCCUGCUUCCAAAUAUCGAACUAUAUGGUUAUUUCCAUCAUGGUCUCAACCUUGAUGAUGGCAAGCUUGAAGCUUGCAUUCCUCAAAAGGAUAUGUUUUACAAUGGUUUGUAUUACAUACCUGUAAGCAACUAUGGGGAUGGAGACAUCUAUGAUAUUCUCAGGGGUAUGGGUCUGAAAGUCUUUACCAAUCUUCAUUACCGGAAACCAGAAGUAUGUUCAAUGGAGGGAAGGCUGCCAUUCUCUAGGCCAUCAUAUUUAGCCCCAGAAGAAUAUGCACCGAUAUACAGUUAUGCCCCAUCCAGAAUUGCAUGUGGCUUGAAGGAGAAUUUUGACUAUGUAGGACAGGCUAUAAUAGAAACAGUAAGGACAAACUUUCCAGAGACAUGGAUAUGGGACCUUGUCAGUGUCGAUUCCUCAGGCUCAGCAAAUCUGUCCUUUGUUAUCCCUGAUACUAUAACACAGUGGCAGGCAAAUGGCUUCUGUGUGAAUGGUGAUGCUGGAUUUGGCAUAUCAUCAACAGCUACCCUGGAAAUCUCCCAACCUUUCUUUGUUGAAAUGACCUUGCCUUUUUCAGUUGUUCGAAAUGAACAAUCUGAUUUGAUUGUCAAUGUCUUCAGCUACCUGAAUACAUGUGUAGAGAUUUCUGUUCAGUUGGAAGCAUCCCAGGAUUUUGAGGCAAAUAUCAGCACCCCUAUAAACAAUGGCAGCGAGGUUAUCCAAGCUGGUGAGAAGAAAACAUAUGUCUGGACUCUAUUACCUAAAAUAUUGGGUAAAGUGAAUAUCACUGUAGUUGCUGAGUCCAGACAAAGUAGUGCCUGCCCAAAAGAAGCAACUGAGCAGCAGAAUCUAAACUGGAAAGAUACUGUGGUCAAAAGUCUGUUGGUAGAGCCUGAAGGUAUUGAAAAAGAAAUGACCCAAAGUUUCCUUAUCUGUACAAAAGGAACCAAAGCCUCCAAACAGGUAGUUUUGGACUUGCCAAACAAUGUAGUAGAAGGAUCAGCCAGGGCCUUUGUCACUGUCGUUGGGGAUAUCUUAGGACUUGCUAUGCAAAAUCUGGAGAAUCUUCUCCAAAUGCCCUAUGGAUGUGGAGAGCAGAAUAUUGCCCUACUAGCAUCAGAUACCUAUGUCCUUGACUAUCUGAAAUCUACUAAACAGUUGACAAAGGAAGUUAAAUCUAAGGCUUUCUUUUUCUUGUCUAACGGUUAUCAAAAACAGUUGUCUUUCAAAAACUUUGAUGGUUCAUAUAGUGUUUUUUGGCAGAAGAAUCAGAAAGGAAGCAUAUGGCUCAGUGCCCUUACUUUUAAGACAUUAGAGAGAAUGAAGGAAUAUGUUUACAUUGAUGAACACGUUCAAAGAGAGACUUUAAUCUGGCUUUCAAGCAAACAGAACAUAAAUGGCUGCUUUGAAAGUGAUGGCAAGGUUUUCAACAAUGCCUGGGAGGGUGGAGAAGAAGAGAACAUUUUAUUCACUGCAUAUGUUGUUGGAGCCCUCCUUGAAGCUGGACUCAAUUUCACUUUUCCUGCUCUACGAAAUGGACUCUUUUGCCUAGAGGAGGCACUGGAAAAUGGUGUCACCAAUGGCUAUAUCCAUGCAAUUCUAGCUUAUGCUUUUGCAUUAGCUGAAAGAGAGAAGCAAGUGGAAUCCUUACUCCAGAUCCUCGAUCAAUCUGCUACCAAAACAAAUAAUGUGAUAUAUUGGGAAAGGGCAAAGAAACCCAAGACAGACACAUCCCCAUCCUUUAUUCCUCAUGCACCUUCUGCUGAGACCGAGAAGACUUGUUAUGUCCUAUUGGCUGUUCUUUCCAAGAAAACUCCUGACCUCACCUAUGCGAGUAAGAUUGUGCAAUGGCUUGCCCAACAGAUGAAUUCGCAUGGGGGCUUCUCUUCCACUCAGGACACUGCUGUCUGUCUUCUUGCUAUAACCCACUAUAUGAAGUUCACCUUCUCUAAUGAUCAAAACACUGUCACCUUAAGCGGUGAAGAAUCCAAUGAGAUGUUCCAGGUCAACGGUGAUAAUCGCUUACUGGUCCAGCGUUCUGAACUAACAAAAGCACAUGGACAAUACACACUAGAUGUGGAAGGACAAGGUUGUGCAUUUAUCCAGGUUACCCUGAGGAAUAAUGUACUAUUACCUAAAAAAGCAUCUGGAUUUUCCCUUUCCUUGGAGAUAAUCAAGAAAAACUCUUCAGAUACAUUUCAGAGAUAUUUUGACCUGAUAGUAACCCUCAAGUAUACUGGAAUUCACAAUAACUCCAAUAUGGUCCUUGUUGAUGUAAAAAUGCUGUCAGGAUUUACUCCAGUCAUGGCAUCCAUUGAGAAGCUUGAAAACAAUGGCCAAGUGAUGAAGACUGAAGUCAAGAAUGACCAUGUUCUUUUCUACUUGGAAACUGUUUUUGGGACAGCAAACCACUUUACUUUCACUGUUGAGCAAACCAACCUUGUGUCCAACAUUCAGCCAGCCCCAGUUAUGGUCUAUGAUUAUUAUGAAAAAGAUGAAUAUGCCCUUGUUUCUUACAACAUCAAUAGUGUUUCAGCUUCCCAGUAA
Nyctereutes procyonoides (raccoon dog) is the source of this 4401-nucleotide messenger RNA. Its product is annotated as ovostatin homolog 2-like. Lineage: Eukaryota; Metazoa; Chordata; Mammalia; Carnivora; Canidae. Gene Ontology annotation, molecular function: endopeptidase inhibitor activity. Gene Ontology annotation, cellular component: extracellular region. The record is from RefSeq and is a predicted model, not a curated record.